This is a messenger RNA of Dermacentor silvarum, 5369 nucleotides long. RefSeq lists its product as uncharacterized. The record is from RefSeq and is a predicted model, not a curated record. The transcript has 2 exons. Bases 433 to 1611 code for a protein of 392 amino acids. Lineage: Eukaryota; Metazoa; Arthropoda; Arachnida; Ixodida; Ixodidae.
UGGAGCUUUCCAGCAAGCUGGAGGUUCAGGUCCAGCGAAUCAAGCAACAUAAAUUAUAGUGCAUGUGUUAUGACCGGCAACUAUGCUUGUUGGAUUACGUUGUAGCUCAGUGUGGUUUGAGCAGUGUCGACAGCGAAAAUAAUCAAACGAUCGCUAUCAUAUUGCGGCACAUGUGCGCUCGCGCCAUCGAUAGGAAAGCAGCGACUGUGUGCUGGCACAUACGUCAACUGCGCGUUUGUUUUGGCUUGCCUAUCUGAAAAGUGUAGGGCAUUGCACGGAUGCCUUGCUGUAACAUCGAUUCUAAACCGUUAGUGAAGCAAUUCGAAAAGCCUGCAGUGAUAAUUCUGAAAUUUUCUUCUGUGGAGCCCAAUUCGAAUUUCCUAUUUUCCUUUAGACAAGUGGUCAUGGUUUUCUUUGUAAAAAUUGCUAUGAAUGCACAAUUUGUUGUUUCCUUGCAGACUUGGAGAAGUCUGCGCACAUGUGGCAGCACUGCUUUUUAAGGUGGAGCUGCUCGUUUCGUCUGGGUUUGCGAGGUCCACAACAUCCCAGCUUUGCGAGUGGAACAACAAGUUUCGAGAGAGUGUGGAGCCUACACGGGUUCGAGACUUGAACAUUGUCAAACACCGGCACGGCAAGGUUUCCAAGGGAGUGAAUAGGAAGCGCAGUGCUGCACAAGCCCCAAAGGCAAAGUUUCCAGGAAUUCUUGACUCCCUUUAUUCUGUUCUUCCGAAUGCAGCUGUGUUUACAGCAUUCUCAAAGUAUGCCACACUUGGUGAAGAAACAGACAGCGCUGAUGAAGGCGAGAUUGCUACAGAACUGCCAGAAAGCUUGUACGAAAUGUAUGACAAGACAUGGGAAACCCUGAAUCAAUCUGCCAGAGAAGAGAAAAUUGAUUCAUUAUUGAAGAUGCGGAUGAGCCACAGCGAUGUCGCACAAAUAGAAGAGAAAACGAGAGUGCAACGGAAGUGCCUACUCUGGUUUCAACAAAGAUGUGGGCGGAUAACGGGAUCAGUCUUCAGCAAAGUUGUUAAAUGUAAGAGCGAGAGUUCUGCAGCACGCCUAGCUGGCAAUAUUGCCCAGUCUCCUCUAGUGCUCUAUGAAACUCGUCACAGAAAGACUGUUGCUAUGAAACAUGGAAUAGAGCACGAGGAGACUGCAAGGCAGCAGUAUGUUCAGUACCAGAGGCAACAUCACAUGGAUUUUAAAUGUAGAGACGCCGGCCUGUUUAUUUGCGAGGAAUUUCAGUUUAUUGCAGCCAGUCCAGAUGGCAUUGUUGAGUGCAGUUGCUGUGGCCGUGGAGUUCUCGAAAUUAAAUGCCCAUAUAAGUACAGAGACGUGCCCAUCAAUGAAAUCAGUGAGAAAGGUUUCUACCUAGAUGAAAAUCGUCGCCUGAAAGAUAGUCAUGAAUAUAUGUUUCAGGUUCAAGCUGAAAUGGCUUCUGCAAAUGUCAAUUAUUGCGAUUUUGUGUGUUGGUCGAAGAAAGGAUUCAUCGUUCUGCGCAUAUUAAGGGACCGUGAUUUCCUUGCAAAACACAUGUCAGUGCUAAAAACAUUCUUGAGGCAGGCCGUGCUUCCUCAGCUGCUGUCAAGGAAGAGCACGCAAAAUGUGUAGCUCCCUGCAGAAGUGGAUUGCCAGAUGGAUUUCCGAUGUCCAAAAUGAACACAAGCUCUGAAAAGUUACAUUCAGCUGGGUCAAGAUCCUGCAAGCAUCUCAAUUUCCAAACCAGAAGAUAACAUUCAAGGGGCUGAGAUACAUAGGAGGCUGAAUUACAAGAAUGUGGCAACUGCUUCGGCAGCUCAGCCGUUAUGAAGAGAAAAGGCCCUUGUCAGGGCCACCCAAAAUAUUGCUGGCAGGCAUGAGAUUCACGCACCCGUCUGUUUCCCUCUAAUAAAUCAAAAGUGUUCACCAGCAUGAUUACAAUGUAAAUUUAAGAGAAAUAGAAGAAAAACAAUCAGAGUUUUGAGCACAGUGAGCAUCAAAAUUAUCAUUGCAAAGCACAGCUAGAUUGUGUUUACAUGCCAACAGGAAAAAUUGCAUGCUUCCCCUGUUUUUUCACUUUCAAAAGUGUUUACAAAGUGUCUACUACAUUGUAAAAUUUUGAUGGGGAAUAGAAUCAAUGAAUAGUUCCCACGAAAGAAACUGUUGUAUUUCCACAAAUUUAAGAACUUGUGUUCCUUACAGCAUGCCAUCAGUUAAUCCAGCUUAGCAUACACAUUAACAACUUCAAAAACAAUUAGGAUGCUAUUAACAAAUCCGUGUGUUGUGCUGUCAUCUGCUACCACAGGUGCACUUUCUCUACAUUAACCCUCCAUGUCUGGUCCUCGGCGUUAGUGAUAGAAGUAAAUACUUCGCAGCAUGUUAGCACAGCAAUUUUCAUUUGAUGAGCAUUGGUGCAAUGCAGUUUGUGCUCUUCUCAGACGCAUGUAUGGAAACAUCCACAGUUGAGUAAAAAUUGGAAUGUGCAUGUUCAUAAUGCUCAUGCUAGCAGCAUCAAGUGCAAUGUAAACUGUGGAUCACUACUGUGCCUAAAGUGAAAAUGUGCCUGUUGGCAUUGUGCCACUAUUGUCUACAAUCAGUGCAUACCAAAAACAUGUUGCUGCAGUUCUCGGCCACUAGCUUGAGAGACAAAAUAGCGCCAAGUGUGGCGAUGUCUUUGUAAAACAUACUGUACGCAAAAAUAGAAACAAAAUGGCAAUAAGCAAAGUACAAACUUGGAAUUUAAAGGCUACAUAAACUUGACAUUUUCAUAGCGCUGUUGCAAAUAAUCCAUGAAGCAUAUAUACCGAUAGCCUAUGAACACAGCAUCACAGGUAAAUCAUGACAACAAUAUGUGAUGCUUGGAGUCUGAGGGAUGAAUUCAUUUGCCUGUUAAUCAUUAAUGCUCUGGAGUGCUUGCGAUUCAGCUUGGGAAAUCGGCUAAUGGCAUGCCAAUGGGGUUCAACCAGCAGUUGGCACCGCUAAGGAAAAACCAGUUGUGCUGGUGGAAACUCAACCUGGAGCCUACACUACUCUGCAGGGGCUCAAUGCAAAAGGUGGUGAUCCAGAUUGAAGCACACGCGGCACCAUCAGGCUGCAAGCAUGAAACUUUAUUGAAGAACAACAUGUACAUGAAACGACAGGCAGCCAAUGUUGAUAUUGCUCAGUGAAGGUUAGGCCUAGUGGAGUCUAGUUUGUGCACCCGCUACCGGCACACAUGAACUGAAAAGUAAGCAGUUAGGAUAAAGGGAACUGUUUUUAUAGUUUAGUUCUGGCCUUAGCGAUUUGAAAUCAAAUACUCUUCGGACAGCGCUGUGCUGAGUCACCGUUCCCGAAGGCUGCCAAUCGCAUUCGCUGCAUAGAUAGGUGGGUCUGUAUGUUAUGCAGACACAUUUAUUAGUUCCAAAGAUGCACUGUUUACCGCUACAUGAAACGGUAAACAAGACACGGUGCACACAGUACAGCAGCAGAAACAAACUCCUCGCUCAGUUGCCUACACUGUCGGCGAUGGCACCCACAUUUUUGCAAGAGAACUACACGACCUAUCAAAGAGCUCUUGUGUGAGCAUAGUUUUCUCUAAUAAAUGAAACGCUCAAAGUUUAACUAUGAUGAAAGAAAAGUGAGAAUCGGGUAUAACAAUCUAAUAUAUAUGUAUCUGGUUCACAGUCGCCGUUGUUUAAGGGGCUCGACUGCACAUAUUGACUCGUCUCAGGGUAGACCAAUGUGGCUCAUUUGCACAGAUAUAUGGUUUGCUACAUUUUGACACUAUUUCAUAUCAGUGAUCCACAAUAUCUGAAGCUAACAACGAUCUGUGGCUAUAGAUGUCGAUGUAAACAAAUGCACUGCUUAGAUAAAUUUAAUAUAGAAGGUUGCACUCAAAGGCUCUUCAAAUAUAUGAAAUGUCUAAAGAAUGUGUAGAGGAAUACAAAAAGCGAGCUGCAACUGCAGAAAUCGUCAACAAAUUCCAAGACAGCCGUGUCAACAGACGGAACUCGGUGUACUUUUAUCGGGUGCACUGUUAACACAACAGUGCAAUCAGGCCUGAAAUUCUCACCCAGUAGUCGGCGAGUGCUGCGUGGCUUCCAGGAACAGCAUGCUGCCUCGGAGAAGCCAUAAAUCAUAAGUGCUAUUCGUGAGACGCACAAUUGAAGCACACUCAACAUAGGCACAGCUACACAAAACAGACAAAAGCUAUGGUACCUUUCCAAAAUGUUUCCAGCGGCAGAGGGCAGCAAAGGAAAAUGAAAAAGGCCAAUUACUUGUUCUCGACCAGUACACUGAUAUUUUGUCCUUGGGCACUGUUUCUAGAGUUACUGAAGGUUUCCUUGAGUAAGGCAAGUGCUAUCCAGUCGACGUAAACCAAUAGCUGUGGUUAUCGCCGUCCUCUUUUCUGACCCUGAUCUACUGGUGGGGCUGACAUAAGAUACUAACUAAACCGUGGCAUCAGAUUUGUAAGUGCUGCAAUCAACAGCACAACAUCAUCUAAAUAAUCCUUCAUAAAGUAAGGCACAGUGUUUUUUAGUAUGUGGAAUCUCUUCAUGCGCCCAAUUACUUGUUCGACUCUGAUGCGCCGGCAAGAAAUUUCCCUCGAUGCUGUCACUUCAGCUUGGGAAAGCUGGUUUUUUCCCUUUAGUGUAGGCUGGGAUCAUAACCUUAACGCCUAGCACUGCCAGUUCUUCUGUGACAUUAAAGCCCCGGUCUGCCAUGACUUCAUCGCCAUAGUCGAGGUACUUGGUGAAAUCUGUCUGGAGAACAAGCUGCUUAUCACUAAUUUUGCCGCCCCAGCACUCCGAAAUAUACGAGAUUAGCCCAUUAGGUGUGAUCCCCACCAGUACCUUUAUGGUGUUGGAGUUCUUGUACUGGGACCAGGUUGUGCUCUGUGCCGUUGAGGCACUUGCCCUUUCAAGGCGAAUCUCUGUGCUGUCAAUAAUUACUCGAACGUGACGAAACCUCUGGCAUUGAAAUAUUUUCGGUUGCCACGCGUGAAAUGCCACAUCGUCUGGCCACACAACGAGCCCUUUUAGCUCACUCACUAGUGUUGUGAGGGCACUUUCAAAUAUUGUUGACACAUAAUUUUUAUUUAUCUUAAAGAGAUCCGCCAGAAAGCACAGGUGAAUAUCAAGGCGUAGCCUCAUCAGCACGAGCAAAACCUGGUCUUCAUGGCUCAUCGUUUCCACAGAAGGGCAAGCAGUUCUAUAUACAGACACAACCCAUGCAAAUGUCUCCUUAUUUGGCAGGCCUGUGUAGUAUGCAACCUUUUCAGAGUGCCCGGCUAUGGCAGCAUAACCCCAUGCAGCAGCAGCACCGUUCGCUUCUGAACUUCUUUUUGCUCGAAGGUCUCGAAGUUCAUUUUCCAUGAUUAAAUAGCGCUCCUGCAAUGCAUUAUAUGCUCG